AUUAUGAAAAACAAAGCAUUGAACUGGCUGAAGCAAAAAGACGUGAAAUAAUCCAAACUGAAAAAUAUUUAUUAGAGGAACUAAACUAUAAACACCAUCUUGGUGCAAUCUAUACAAGUAGACCGUUAGAUAAUUUAAUAAAACAAUCUUUAAAUUAUAGCACCUUUAGUUAUCCCUAA
This is a messenger RNA of Entrophospora candida, 179 nucleotides long. The record is from the annotation of a GenBank genome assembly. Lineage: Eukaryota; Fungi; Glomeromycota; Glomeromycetes; Entrophosporales; Entrophosporaceae.